This is a messenger RNA of Manis javanica (Malayan pangolin), 2038 nucleotides long. RefSeq names its product mitochondrial amidoxime reducing component 2 (gene MTARC2). Gene Ontology annotation, cellular component: mitochondrial inner membrane. Gene Ontology annotation, molecular function: pyridoxal phosphate binding; molybdopterin cofactor binding; nitrate reductase activity. The record is from RefSeq and is a predicted model, not a curated record. Gene Ontology annotation, biological process: nitrate metabolic process. Lineage: Eukaryota; Metazoa; Chordata; Mammalia; Pholidota; Manidae.
GCCGGGCCGACCGUGGCUCCCCCCCGCGCGCCCGGAGCGCCAGAGCCUCCGCGCCGCGCCCCCGGCCCGGUCUCUCCCCGGUCUGCGCACGGGCCCGCGCCCGCUCGCUCGGCCAUGGGCGCCGCCGGCUCGUGGGCGCUGGGCCGCCUGGGGCUCCCCGCGCCGCGCCUUCCCGCGCAGCCCCGGCCCGCCUGGCUCGGGGUGGCCGCGCUGGCACUGGCCGCCGUGGCGCUGGGCUCGGUCGCCUGGCGCCGCUCGCGGCGCAGACGGCGCAGGCGGCGGCAGCAGGUGGGCACCGUGGCGCAGCUCUGGAUCUACCCGGUCAAGUCCUGCAAGGGGGUGCCGGUGAGCGCGGCGGAGUGCACGGCCCUGGGGCUGCGCAGCGGCCACCUGCGGGACAGGUUUUGGCUGGUGAUUAAGGAAGAUGGACAUAUGGUCACUGCCCGGCAGGAGCCUCGCCUCGUGCUGGUGUCCAUCACCUGUGAGGACGAUCGCCUGAUCCUCAGCGCUCCGGGCAUGGACCAGCUGGUUUUGCCGAGCAAGCUGCCUUUCUCAAACACAGUCCAUGACUGCAGGUUAUUUGGUCUUGACAUAAAGGGCAGGGACUGCGGUGAUGAGGCGGCUCAGUGGUUCACCGACUUCCUGAAAUCAGAAGCUUUCAGGGUGGUUCAGUUUGAAAAGGACAUGAAGGGAAGACCAUCAAGGGAGAUUCUGCCGCCCUUCGUGCAGAAUUACCAGGUGGCCUACCCGGAUUGCAGCCCGGUCAUGGUGCUCUCAGAAGCCUCCCUGGCAGAUCUGAAUACCAGGCUGGAGAAGAAAGUGAAGAUGGACCAUUUCAGGCCAAAUAUUGUGGUGACCGGCUGCAAGGCUUUUGAGGAGGACACCUGGGAUGAACUCCUAAUUGGCAGUGUAGAAAUGAAAAAGAUUCUGUCUUGCCCCAGGUGCAUCAUGACCACUGUGGACCCGGACACGGGAGUGAUAGACAGAAAGGAGCCCCUGGAAACCCUGAAGAGCUACCGCCUGUGUGAUCCUUCUGAGAAGCAAAUAUAUAAGUCGUCCCCACUUUUUGGGAUCUAUUAUUCAGUGGAGAAAAUUGGAAGCUUGAAAGUUGGAGAUCCUGUGUAUCAGAUGGUAUAGUGACGGACCCACCCAGGUCUCAGCGUCCAGGAGGCAUUGAUCAGCAUUUUAAUGACAGCAACAGUAUGCACCUUGGCAAGUCAUUAUUACUCAGCCUUUGACCAUCUUCACCCUGGAAAUGAAUCUCUAUUUUUGAUGUUUUGGAGUUACGCAUUCUCCAAGUCAAUACAAAGAAAGUAUAGGUGAUUUGGGAAUAAUAAGGUAUAUAGAUUUUAGGCAAUGAAGACAUUUUAAGCAUAUAAAAUUGUCUAUAAAAUUAUUUUGCCUGUUAACUAUAGCUGUUCUACUUCUCAAUUCCCGACAUUCUGAUGAGUAAAGAAAGUUUAAAGAAUCAGCUAACAAGCUGCAAAAUUUUUUGAAAAUGUUUAGAUUUGAUUACCUGUCAUUCCAGGGUUUAGUAGAAAUGGGAAACAAUAGGUCAUUGUUUUCUGAUGUGACCUUACACGUUAACACACUCACAAAUUCCUGCUGUAAGUCUUUACAUGACUAUUGAAUCCCGUAACUUUUUGCUCAAGUCUUUUUGAGCCCACCAUUAUGGAAUCAGGUUGUACUUGAGCGUGGAAAUUAUUUUAUAGCCCUUAUUUUUAUAUUCAGUUAUGCCUCUAUUAAGGCAUAUAAAAGUCAUCUGUGUGUAACUGCCCGACAGACCUCCUGGAAUUCCAAGUAUGAUAAAGAAGAGGAUGGACAGGAUUUAAAAGAGAAUGGGAUUUUGAAAGCGAGAGCAGGAGAAGGAGAGUAUGAACAUAUUUUUUUAGGCUCAAAUAAUUUUCUUUUGUAACAAAGAGAAAUGAACUAUUUUGGUAUGACUAAAUGAAAAUUCUCACCGAAGUGCUGUCAAACAAUUAAUCCACUUAGAAUUUUGUGGUUUCUUUAAUAUUAAUAAAUGUGAAUCUCAAUUUUA